Molecule: messenger RNA, 1047 nt
Organism: Porites evermanni
Lineage: Eukaryota; Metazoa; Cnidaria; Anthozoa; Scleractinia; Poritidae
Source: the annotation of a GenBank genome assembly
AUGGAGGCAAGCAAACGUUUUCCGACGAAUAAAACCAUGGCUGCGACAAAUGAAAAAAUGACAAACGAGACUCGCAACUUCAGGAAAGUUGCUCGUCAAGUCAUGUUGGCAAACAUGUUUACGAGAAGGAAACUAAACGUACAAUCGCAAACGUUUGCCAAAAAGGCAGCUGGCCGCGGGGAGCGGUUAGCUGCGGUGAAAACACAGCGAAAGCACGAUGGACCCAUACAUGAACUGAAACCGCCGCUUAAAAGACGAGGAACUCCUGAACUGUUUCCGAUGUCGGAUGAAAUGAAACAAACCGUGAUUUCACUAGGAAAAAUGGAUCUCCUACCAAGUAAAGAAAGGCAAAAAAGCCCGGAAGAAGCGUUGAUGGAAAAAUCCCGAAAGGCCAGUAAAUUUCGCGAUAAAACUCGGCGAAGGAUCGUUCAUCCGCAAAGGUUUAUUCGUAACAUUCGAUCUUCUAUCAAUAAUUCAGAAAAAAAUAUUGAAAACGGCGUUCAUCGCGAAGAAAUAAUUAACGAAGAGGACAUUAAUGACUACGAAGACAGCCAGGAGAACAAAAAGCGAGAGAAUUGUAAUGAUAAAGUCAGGAAUGAUGUCUUACCAAGAACAAAAUUAGUCUACAACGAUCUAUCACGUCCACUAUCUACCGAAUCUCACCCAAACGCAAAACUGUCCGCGAAAAGUCAAUAUUUUCCUUCAGUUAGGCGUACAUUGUGCUUGUCUGGCUACAGUGAUCUAGGACCCAGAUUAUCAACAAGAGCGGUUAGACGGACUAGAAGUCAAGGAACAUGGCCAAUUAACAAUGCUUUUCCCGACUUAAGAGUUUCUUUUAAUGGGCAACACUAUUUUCCCACGACAAGGCAAAAUAAGAACAAUGCUUGGGUAACAGGCAGCGCUAUUUCGAGAUCUACAGAUGAAAGUGUUAAAAACGAACCCCAAAUAGUCAAAACCAGGCGCUGGAAAAGCGUCGAAAAUUUAACAAGAGAAAUUGAAGAAAAAUGUUUAUCUUGGCUCGAGACUCGGUACGGUAUGAAUCAAUGA